This is a messenger RNA of Lytechinus pictus (painted urchin), 3609 nucleotides long. Its product is annotated as kinesin-like protein KIF27. The transcript has 22 exons. Gene Ontology annotation, biological process: mitotic spindle organization; microtubule-based movement; spindle elongation. Gene Ontology annotation, molecular function: microtubule binding; microtubule motor activity; ATP binding. Lineage: Eukaryota; Metazoa; Echinodermata; Echinoidea; Temnopleuroida; Toxopneustidae. Gene Ontology annotation, cellular component: microtubule associated complex. The record is from RefSeq and is a predicted model, not a curated record. Bases 149 to 2977 code for a protein of 942 amino acids.
AGAUUUCGCGUCAUCUCGCCUAGCAAACGUAUGACUAUGACUCACCAAGCAUCAAAAGGUGACAUUUAUUUAUAUCAUUGUGGCAUUCCAGAGCAUAAAUCAUUGGUGUGGGUGAUCUAUUCAUAGAUAUGACUAAGGAUUGAGGAAAAUGCAGGAGUGUCCAGUUAAAGUAGCAGUCAGGGUUCGCCCUCUGCUAGCCCAAGAGCGUCUUCAUCACCAUGAGUUAUGUGUGAAGGUCAACUCCAAGGCUAAUCAGAUAGUGGUUGGCAAGGACAGGGCUUUCACCUUUGAUCAUGUGAUGUCAUCAAAGACUUCUCAGGAAUUAAUCUAUCAAACCUGUGUCGACAACCUCAUCUCCAGUUUCUUUGAGGGCUACAAUGCAACAGUAUUUGCAUAUGGCCAAACGGGAUCUGGUAAAACAUUCACCAUCGGUGGCGCUGAUGUCAUCAACAUCCCUGAGAAUGAGCAAGGCAUUAUACCGAGGGCCGUAGGUCACAUCUUCGAUAAUAUCAGGAAUAACCACAACCGUGAUUUCACAAUCCAUGUGUCUUACAUCGAGGUUUAUAAAGAAGAUUUGAGAGAUCUAUUGGACAUGGAGACUAGCAGUAAAGAUAUGCAUAUCAGAGAAGAUGACCAGGGAAAUACAGUUAUCCUUGGUGCGUCGGAGGUCCCAUGUAGUUGUUUAGAUGAUGUCCUACGUUGCCUGGAGAUAGGCUCCGCCCACAGACACACAGGAGCUACUAACAUGAACGAGCAUUCCAGUCGAUCACAUUCCAUCUUUACUAUCCUCAUGGACCAGAGAUGGAGGGCUAGUGCAAACUCACCCUCCUCCUCUCCUGUCAUCUCCCCUCGUGGCGAGGAUGAACUCUCCGACGAUGAUGACAGCCACGACUACCAUUUCAUGUCAGCAAAGUUCCAUUUCGUUGACCUUGCUGGAUCCGAGAGGGCCCAUCGUACCGGCAAUGCAGGGGAGAGGUUCAAAGAGUCUGUGUACAUCAACAGUGGUCUGCUGUCAUUGGGCAACGUGAUCAGCGCCCUCAGUGACCCAAAGAGGAAAGCCACGCACAUUCCGUACCGUGAUUCUAAGAUCACGCGACUCCUGAAGGACUCGUUGGGCGGGAAUGCCAAGACGUGCAUGAUCACCUGUAUCAGUCCUUCAGCCGUUAAUUUUGACGAGACGCUGAAUUCGCUGAAGUAUGCAAAUAGGGCUCGGAAUAUCAAGAACAAACCAAUCGUGAACAAGGACAAGCAGGCGACCCGAAUAGCUGAAAUGCAGACCGAGAUACAGGCUUUAAGGGAUGAACUACAAAGGCAUAGACUGUCGACAGCUAACACUGAAUCGGGACUAGAUACAGUACGAGUGCAAGAUCUGGAAGAGCAAAUUGCUAGAUAUCGGAAUGAGCUGUCUCACUUCCGUGUCUGCACAGACGAGGCCUCCAAGAUCUUCUCUGGCUUCCAGGACAGCGAUCGUCUGACCAAAGCCCAGCAGACCGCGGUCAAUAACUGGAUGGACCUGGCCAAUGAGAUGAAAGAUGCCUUACGGUCGGCCACGCCCCUUGACCCCGCCCAGUUUGGACCGGUAGAAGGACAGGAGAAGAUCUGGGAGUUAGAAAGCAAACUCAAACAGGCAUUGGCUGAUCUAGCGAGUGAUGAACAGAUAUUUGCUGAUAAGAGAAGAGAAAAUGAAGAUCUUUUAGCCAGACUCCAAGAUAUGGAAUCUGAAAGAGAUCGUUGCUCCAAUGAACUAGAGAGGGCGCUAGAUAAUGUCCAUCGUCUAGAGGGCGCCCUCAUUGAACAGCAGACUAAAAUCACAGAGCUUCAGUCCCAGUUAGGUCAUGAGAGUGUUGGUGGUGGAGUUUUCGAGCUGCCAUUGGCUACCAGUAGAAGAGCUAUGUCAGUACCUCCUCAUGCAAUGAGGACCAAAUCGGCCUCGGGGAGUAACACAGCGAGAGAUAAAGUUAGACCAGAGUCUAGGAGACUACAUACCAGUCCACCUUUGUUCUCUCUUGAAAGGAUAGUCCAAGGUUUCCGAGCGAGAAGCCAACUUCUCAUCCGGCAGCUUGAAGACAAUGACGCCGUCCUUCAGGAGAACCUUACAGACAGCAGUGGACCAGAAGACUCGGAUACAGAAAACAAGGCUUUGGGUCAGACAUGGAGUAAGGAAGAGAGAGGAGGGUCCACUGCAUCCUCAGCCAGACAGAGAAGAAGAACCCAUAUCAUGAAUAACAAAGCUACAAACGGGACCAUGGUGAAGCCCAGGGCAGGCCAGGACAUCCCUGCUGAGGCGGUCGACCUGAGGUCAAGCGUCGAGGCGGGUCAAGAACGUGUGAAGGCGUCCCAGAGGAACAUGCAGGAAUCCCAUCAGAAACUGAGGGAUCUUACAUUGAAUAUCAGAUUGAAAGAAGAACUGAUCCGCGAGUUGGCAAAGACAAGCAAAGAUUCUGAGGCAGCCAACAAGAAAUACUCCAAUAAAAUCAAACAGUUGGAAAAGGAUGCCCAAAAAGCAAGGCAGGAAUUGGUUGAAGCAAGACGACACCUUCAUGACCUGGGGUCAAAGGGCGAGAUGGAAACAAAGGAGAAGAACAAAUUAGAAGAUGAAUAUCAGAAGAAGAUGGAGAAAGCACAUUCAAAGGUCAAAGAACUUAUGAAGAAACAACAGGAAUCUGAGAGAGUUCUUAAGUUGCAGACACAAAGAGAGAAGAAAAUUGAAGAUCUUGAGAUCAACGUUGGUCGGAUGAAACAACAUCAAGAACUACUACAAGCAAGGCUAAGAGAAGAGGGUGAACGAAAGCUAAAACUUGAGAGAGACCUACAGAGAGAUCAGCAGAGAAUAAAAGAACUUGAGAUAAAGAACGAACAACAACAGAAGAUACUCAAAAGGAAAACCGAAGAGGUAAUGUCAGAGAUUUACCUUCAUGUUACUAUUUGUUUCACUAUGGUUUUAUUGUCUCGCCUGCAUAGCAAAGUGAGACUAUAGGCGCCGCUUUUCCGGGCGGCGGCGGCGUCAACACAGAGCUGCCAAAUAGUACGAUUUUGUCGUAUUCCGUACGAUUUUUCACUUAAAAUACGACACUAGGAUUUUUACAAAUAAAAUACGAUUUUUUAAAAAUAUAGCUAUGGUAAGGCUCGACAUAACAGAAAUCCACCUCGGGCAAUCAUUAUUGAAAAAUGUUAAGUUUUGGUGGCCCGAAUCGGGCAACCAAUAAUUUUCAAAGUAGCGCAAUUUUUCUCCCGAUUUUGCACCAUUUAUCAACUUUAUACAGUUCAAAUUGCAACCAAUUCGUCAUGCGCCCUUUUUGUUGAUCUACACACAAAUACACACACACAUGACAGUACAUAGGCUUACCGCUCUAGCAUACAGUAGCUAUUAUCCAGCCGGCCGGCUGGUGUGCGUGAGCUUUGCAUGAAACCACUGCAGCUACAUGUAGCUAUCUGUGCGCUAUCAGCCUAUUCAGACUCGGGGAGCUACGAUACGAAAUGUUGCUGCUAAGAUAUCUUCCACAGAACUUUGAAAAUCUAUUUGCAAGCAUUAAAAACAGGAAUUAUGACCUCUCUUUUGACUCAAAAAGACCGAUUUCCAAAUGUAUUAAUACACAUAAAAACACAUAG